AUGGCCUUCUCGUCUCACUUUCAAGGACCCUCAGGCCUCGGAGUGUCUUUUGCCACCUUGAAACUCCAGCCUCAGGGAGCCAUCCGUCUUAUCGUCAGCCUCAGGGACUCAAUUCCUCUUCAUCUUCACUCGCGCGCUAGUGAAACAAAUUUCAUGCUUCUUGGCCAGCUGAAAGUGGGAUUUGGUAACAUCACCAACAGCUUUUACUCCGGCCUGCUCAGCCGUAAAGACAUAUUUGUUUUCCCUGAGUCUGUAGAACAUUAUUACGCCAAUUUAAGUAGCAGCACUGCAGUGCAAGCUGUGGCUACAUUUGGUAGUUCAGAGCCUGAUUGCACUCGUCUUUUAGCCAAUCUUGUUGGAUUCGCCAUCUGA
This is a messenger RNA of Marchantia polymorpha subsp. ruderalis, 372 nucleotides long. Lineage: Eukaryota; Viridiplantae; Streptophyta; Marchantiopsida; Marchantiales; Marchantiaceae. The record is from the annotation of a GenBank genome assembly.